UCAGUGUUGCUGCCUCGUUGCGAGUUGUUUCGGCCCUUGCUGCCUGGUGUAGUUCGUGGUGUUGUGGAGGGCGAAAAAAAAGUUUUAUCGUGCACCAACGGACCGGAAGAUGAAGGGUGCACGCUAGCGGACGAAAGUUUUUGUUGACUCCGGAGUGUUUGCUGAAGUGCUGGCUCGUUCGAUGGGGCCUCGGAACUUUGUCGUCGUAACUGUGAGUGUGUGUGUGGCUCGUCCGUAAACGUCGCGGACGUAAGUACCGUCCCGUAUCGCGGCGUGGCCUAGGCGCAGCUGUUUCGCCUGGCUACGGGUGAAACCGUCGGAUUCGUUCGGAGGAAGCACGACCUCGAAGCGCGCUCGGUGUCGUUUCGACGAAUCGCGAGUGCGCAUGCACGAAAGAAACAGAAAUACGAAGCCGUCUCUCCCAACCGAAAGCAACAAGCCGCCGCCUCUGCCAGCUGUGAGAGAACCCUGCCAGCGACCUGGAGGUUGCCCAAUUCCUGCUCCUCCGGGUAGCCGCCACAUCGGAAUCGAGCACUGCAUGCUGGUAAAGCCUUGACUGACCCGCGAAGAGUCCUGUUUUACCUCACGUGGCCUGUCAGGGAAAACUGCUACACCGUCAAAAGUUGCAAGAAAGGCAGGGGCAAACUUGCUAGAAGGGGUAGACUAAGUAAGGCACCAACAGUGUUCCUGCACAGGUCAUACAAUCAACUUCGGACACGGCACCUGCACGACAUGACCUUCAGAGACUCGCCUUCGUCCAGCUCCUGACUGCUGCUCCUGGGCACUAAAGGCAACAGGGAGGUUGACAAAGACGUGGGAUCAUAUAGGGAGGUGACCUCAGCAACGAGCAACACGACGGUCGUGCUGGCAGGUGGGGAAGUUCGCGCGGGCCGUGCUGCUUGCGGCAACGGCGGCCGAUGAUGAAGUUUAUGGAGAUGGAGAACGGCCAGGCAUGGCAGCAGCUCAUCUCUCGGGGCCAUGGCGUCCACUCUGCUGGCGGAGUGGGCGUCGCAGGAGACUCGGACUACGAGACGCCCAGCAACCAGGGUGAGACUAGCACGAGCAGCCGGCGCAUCUUGACCAAGCACCUGUCGCUGAAUGGCUUCCCGCGAUGCGCCGACGCGGCCGGCAACGGAGGCAACGGGGCCGAGGACUCGCCCGUGGUCCGCUACCAGAAGGCCAAGAUCAUCCCGAGCAGGGUGCGCAAGAGAGUCAUCUUCAAGAACGGCAGCGUCAAUCUCUCCAAGGAACACGUAUACAAGCGCUCCCAGCGUUACCUGCAGGACAUCUUCACUACCCUGGUUGACAUUCAGUGGAGGUGGAACCUCAUGGUCUUCUCGAUGGGCUUCAUCCUGAGCUGGCUAGUGUUUGCCAUCAUAUGGUGGCUCAUCAUGUUCGCACACGGCGACUUCGACCCGCACGAGGGCGAGUGGACGCCCUGCAUCGUCGAAGUCACCUCCUUCACGUCUGCAUUUCUCUUUUCACUGGAGACGCAGCACACCAUCGGUUAUGGCAGCCGCGCCAUCACACCGGAGUGCCCGGAGGCCGUGUUCAUCCUGUGCAUGCAGUCCAUCACAGGCGUCAUGAUCCAGUGCUUCAUGGCGGGCAUCGUGUUCGCCAAGCUGUCGCGUCCCAAGAAGCGUUCACAGACGCUGCUCUUUUCCCGCAAUGCCGUGGUGUGCUUGCGUGACGGCAAGCUCUGCCUGCUGUUCCGGGUGGGCGACAUGCGCAAGUCGCACAUCAUCGGCACCUCCAUCUCGGCGCAGAUCAUCCGCAGGAAAGUGACCGCAGAGGGCGAGGUGAUCCCCUACUACCACACGCAGCUGGACGUGCGCUUUGAUGCGGGCACGGACAGCAUCCUCUUCAUCUGGCCUGCCACCAUCGUGCACGAGAUCAACGAAACGAGCCCGUUCUACAACAUGUCGGCCGAGGACGUGCUGCGCGAGAAGUUUGAGAUUGUGGUCAUCCUCGAGGGCACCAUCGAGUCGACGGGCCAGUCCAUCCAGGCAAGGUCAUCCUACCUGCCAUCUGAGCUCCUGUGGGGCCACCGCUUCGAGCAGCUUGUGCGCUUUCAGAAGGACUCAUCGGAGUACCUCGUGGACUACAGCAAGUUCAAUAACACCUACGAGGUUGAGACCCCUCUGUGCAGCGCGCGAGACUUCUACGAGUACCAGCGGAUGCUGCGCAGUGCGCCGCGGAUGGUCACUCUGAGCACGCCUCUACAGGCAAUGACCAUCGACGACCGUAACCAGUCCAGUCUGACACAGCAACAGCAACAACAGCAGCAGCAACAGCAGCAGCAGCAUCCCGCUUUCAAGAGGGUGACGCCAGAGAAGUUCCUCAACACCGCCGGGCACCUCAUACCUUUGCAACUGCCCAAGGAGCUUUGAUAUACCAUCUUUAGGCUCCGCACGGGAGUCUUACGACUGAUGAACGACUCUGAGGACUGCAUCGUUUGGCAAGACGUGAUGCGACAAGGUGCGCACGUUGUUGGUGAUCGCCUUUGAUUCGUCAGUUGAGUAGGACAGCUGCGACGGUUCUGCACCGGCACUGGCCCUCGCAGCCAAAUGAAGUGAACGUAGUGUUCCACCAAAAGUGCCUUGACAAGCUUAUGCGAAACCGCUCGCUGGCGUGAUGUCGCCGAUGGGCUCUGACUGACAGCAGCCAUGGUGGUUUUCUUCGAAGUACAGAGUCCGACGCGAGCUUGUAACCUAUACUGACUGUUCUUUUCAAGUAUAGUUUCCAUAUUUUUUUAAUUUGUGCUCUCCAAUGACUUGGCGAGGACUGAACCAGACUCCGUCGUUCGCUCCACAACAGACACGCCCCGCUUCCCUGUUUACUUUGUGUGAAGCAACGUGACGUUGAAUCAGGGCUACGGAAAAAGUGCAUUUGUUUAGAAGUUAGAAAGGACACUUUCUUUUAUCGGUGAAAGCCUAUUGGGGCACGCCCACUGUCAGCGAAACGUCGCGAGAACAAACUUUUGGGUCAAGUAUUGUCCCGGUGAAAAGGGCACACCGUGCAUACGGCGUGUUGUCACCCAUGCCGCAAUGAUGUGACUUGCAGUGACGGAGAUGUGAUGGAAAUGUCGUGAUGGACACACUGUCGCAAAGACGUUGUGACGUAAGUGCCACAGCCAAAGUGUCAUUCAGCACGAAAGGAGCGGUUUCCAGUGGAAAGCAUCGGAAAUGCAUCCCACGGGCUUCGUGGCAACAGCGGGCAUGCGUCUUUGCCCUGCCAUCGUGUGUGGCUGAUAACACCAUCUGGCGCUGUGUUGCAUGUGACCGCGAUAUCCCAGUGAACUUUCUGCGGUGACGCUGCAACAACCGCGGACCAGUAGGCUUGUUUUAGAUAAGUUGUGUAAGCUAAUUGUAGCUAGUUGUUUACAAUUUUUAAAUUGAGUUACGACCGUUCUUUAUCUUCUCUACUUAAUCGUGCAGACAAACUGAGGCAGAGGGCCGAAAGAGAACAUACAGCAGCUGCGAUUACAUUCUGUUACGACGGUCGAUGCAAUACAAAAGACGUGGCAAACUUGAGGAACCUAUUUAUUCAAGGCCACUAACCGCGCAGGUAGAGUGUUGACAAGGUGCAGUGCUUGUAAGCGGGCUCACCCGAAAACGGCACCAUUCUGCGUGGCACAAGGACAAACAUCGCUCUAGCACAGUGGGAGGUCCUUAUAAACAUAAGCACACAGCAGUCAGGCACAACCUGAUUUCGCCACGAGUAUGGUGAACGACGAACAAAGACACACAGCGUCUGGCCUAAUUGUAGAUGGGCUAUCUAUUGCCAUUGCUGUGUGCUAUGCAAAGGAUGUGAUCGAGCGUGAUUCUGCAGCAUCGGCUGAAGAGAGAGUUGCUCGCUCCUUAUAUAAUGAUUGCUCAUGUAAAUACGCCGCUCGACUCGGAUGCAUUUUGUGGUAGCUUUUGAAAUCUAUUAUUACUGUCUCUUUUUUUCGUUUAUCUGCAUGCAUGCGUGAAACAACCAUAGUGGGCUGACCCAUUGUCAAACGGGGAAGUUCCGACGAGAGAAUGACAAGUUUUGCGACACCUUUCCAGAGCAUUCAACCAGUGUUGUUAAAUGUCUCUGUGUAAUUUCUGCGGACAAACACAAACCUUAAUACAUCGCUACAAUUGCCUUUAACUGAUAGCCAGUGCUUCAAGGCCCUCCACCUCUUGCCAAGUGUUGAUGAAGAGAUUUCAAUGCCCUUGUCGGGAAAGGCUAAUAAUUAAAUUUCCACAUAGCCCAGAAAACAGGUUUCUCAUUUUGCACUCGCAUAAAUGUGCGUAGAACCAGUCCAGAAAACAGGUUUCUCAUUUUGCACUGGCAUAAAUGUGCAUAGAAUCAGUGUACUUUAUAUUUACAGUUCCAACUUGUCAGAAACGGAAGGCUCAUUCCAUGCACUUUGAAAUGCUUUCCAGACACUCUGUGCAUCCAGAAAUGCAGGCAUGUUCGAGCGAGCCUGCAUUUCUGUGACGCUAGAACCUGCGCUAUCACCGCAGCGAAGGACUCCACUGUUAACGCCAAUGGUGUAAUAUUGCUGAUUGGACCAAUGAUAAAUGGCAACCGUGGACCAAUGUUGAAAUGUUGUGUGCCUCCCGCUCUAAAUUAAAUAGAGACCAGAGUUCUCGUGGCGAGUACGGUUGUAGCGUGCCGUGUGACUAUUGCAACUGCAGGCUGCUUUCUCGCAACGAAGGCUCGCUAUGCCACUUACUUUUGUGGUAACGUCGUACAGAGGUGCCGAACUUUUCGCCCACAUCAGUUGUGCUCGUCACUCGUACGCUGUCAGAACACGGCAGCCUCGUUCUUCGACCGUAACUGAUCUGACUCACAAAGUAGGAUUCGUAGCAGCACCAGAGAAGUCAAGUCAGCGAUUCUGCCUAGGUAGUUCUCAUGAUGCUUCGUGUCACGAUGUGUCAUUUGAAGUUAUAUUCUGAGUGCUAGCUGUACUACUUAUACAGUUGAACUCCUUUAUAAGAGACAUGCACAAAGGAGCAAUCCUUGUUUCUUUACAUGAGGUGUCUCUCAUAAGCAGGGUAUCAAGUAUGCAUUUUCUUAUCAGCCCCCAUUUCAAUGCAGGCGCACUGGUGUCUUUUAUACCCAUAUGUCUCUUACAUCAGUGUCUCCUAUAGGUGGUUCAGACUCUAGUUUGUAUAAAGCAACAGUUUCCUUUUUUCAAGCUUAAAGGUCUGACUAAAGGCUCACACUCAAUUCAGCAAAGGAUCAGCCCUGCAAUUUCUUCGCCUCCACGAAGCAAAAUCUGCAUGCCAUACUUAUGUUUAGUCUACGAUAUAGUUUCAAGUGUGUGAUGUAAGGCUGUGAAAAUUUUUGCCGUUUCGGCGAAUGGUUUGUUGAUUUGGGCACCUGUUUGCACAGUCUAACAGAAGCUUCCGACAAACAAAAUUCGGGCACAGACAAGCUUAUUUUUAGAAAUAUUUUGUUUGUGACUCAAGUCUGAGUGACGAUCUGGCUAAUUUUGUUGCAUUCUUGGCAUGCAAGUGUCCUUGUUAUACAUAUAAAUCGUUAUAUUUGUUAUGCAAUACUGGUACAACUUCUAAAAUUACUGUAGUACAACCACUAACUCACUGUUUCCAAGUUUUUUAUCUCGCGUUUUGAAAAUUUCCAUCUGCAGCAGCAGGUGACAGAAAGAGGAAGUUGUCUGUGAUAGAAAUUUUCGGUAAGGCAAUAAUUUAGAGUUUCUUCUAUACCACUUAAAAAUGUGUUUUUUUGCAAGAGCAAUAUGACUUCAUUAUGUGCGAGUAAAAAAAAUAAACAUGAAAUACUGCUGGAUAAAUGCCUCGACUGCCACCCAAAGAAAGUGUUUUGCAAGCAAUACUUAUCAUUUGACCGUUAACACAUGUCACAUAAGACUGAAUGGGUUUUAUUCUAGGUAACCUUCUUUUGAAACGAGUCUCACUUAGUCUGAAAUUAUGCAGUUUCAUCCCCCAGCAUAACUGACGCGUCUUGACAAUCAUUUGAAAUUGCGUAAUUUUCUAUUAUGUUUCUUUGGCUAACUCACUAGGCUCUGCGUGUUUCAAUUAUGGAAAUGUGUAUGUACAAAAAGAAAUUCUGAACUGCAAUCACUGUCUGAUUCGUUCGAACUGCUGCAUUCGAGAACAAGCUGUGAAUCGCUUCGUUGAGUUCAAUGCUUUGGAGAAACUGAAGGAUGCGGCGGUACUGUGGCACCUGCUAAAUACUAUAACAGUGCGAACAUUUCAUAAUAUGAAUUUUUUUGUGGAAAUGUGAUAUCACCAUACAGCCAAAAGUUAGGUUUAUGCGAGUGUUACAAUUGUGUGGCAGAUACUCCACACGAAACGCCGCAUCUGCACUCGCGUAGCGAACGAUGUCAGUUCUGUCCAGUUGCGCUCAUCUAAUAGCCCAGAAAAUUUAUUUCGCACCCAGUGGCAAUGCUCCGGAGCAUUGGAUGACGCGAGAUACGUACUGAUUUACGUGCGCAUAAAUUAAUCUUUAAUCUAAUGAAUAAAGCACAGAUAGGUUUAUAUAAACUAUACAAAGCAUGUUUAAGUCUUCUAGGUGCAUUCUGUGAUGAAGUUUGAAAACCUGAUGUGUGAAGAGAGUCCCCAGUUUUAGUUGACGUAGCAUUCCUAUGUAAAACCAACGAACUAUAUAUUUGCCGACUGUUUAGCGUGGUCGUCGAAAGACCGCGGUUGUGUCAUAAUCGUUCCUUGCUUGCUAGUGCUUCUCACAUUGUACAAUAAGUACAUCAAAGAUCUAUCAAAACUGUGAAUGUUUGUGUGUGGCUGAGUGAAAAUCCAACUAAGUACAAUCAAAUACGUUGGCGAGUGUCUUGGCAUAAAAAGCGUCUAGGGCAUUGAUGAAAAAAAAAGAAUAAAUGCGGCAGGUGCAAAUGAAAGUAACACUACAAAAAAUACCAUUCCCGCUAUGUUCACAUUCCUUGCCCUGUUUUCAACAUUAGGCCAGCUAUGGCCAUGUCUGUCUGAAGCUUUCCCAUUCUAUUGCUUUUCUAGUAUAUAGUUUGAGGGUGAGAGUUUAUGGAAAGUACAGAACUUUUAAGAGGCAGAGGCUUUCUAUCACCCCUUCUAAUUUUACCUCUCUCAUUCCGUGAUUCAUGUGAGACCAGCGACUUGUCCACAUAACUGUGGAGUGGCUAGAAUCGUUUCGCGUUGUGGCAAAAAAAAAUAAAAAAUGCUCUGCGCGGUGUGAUUCCGCCGCGUGCAUCUCGUGGUUCUCGCACGGCAAAGACGACUGCUUUCCGAGCGAGCUUUCGGAGACAGCAGGAAAGUUUUGGGACCAAGCGUUUGUGGUACAAGCGAAUGCGAAACUGUAUCCCUCACGAAUGUACCGCGACAGACGCAUGCAUUGUUCUUCAUCCUUUUGUAAAAAAAAAACAAUUUUUCCAAGCAACGAAUGGACAGCUACAAGAGAACAAAGUAUGUUAUUUGUUACGGAAAACAGUAUUGAAGGUACAAGUUAAAUAUAUAAAUAUACAUAUAUACAUAGUUAUGUUAGAUUUUUUUUUUUUUGACAGCGAACAGCUGCAACAGCUUGGGAAGCUUCGUGAAUGUUGUUUUUGUUGGUUUCUUUUUUGAUAAUUUCUUUAAACUGAUGUUUGAAAAACAUCAGUUGGCAAAGUUGUUUUGUUGUUGCAAUGUUUUCCAGAUGUUUGUCCCUUCCCGUUUUUCUUAAUGUACAUAAAGAUAAUAAAAUAUGCCUUUAAGUACACCCCA
This is a messenger RNA of Rhipicephalus microplus (southern cattle tick), 7703 nucleotides long. RefSeq names its product ATP-sensitive inward rectifier potassium channel 12. Gene Ontology annotation, molecular function: inward rectifier potassium channel activity. Gene Ontology annotation, biological process: potassium ion import across plasma membrane; regulation of monoatomic ion transmembrane transport. The record is from RefSeq and is a predicted model, not a curated record. NCBI's taxonomy places the organism in Eukaryota, Metazoa, Arthropoda, Arachnida, Ixodida, Ixodidae. Gene Ontology annotation, cellular component: plasma membrane.